GCCCAUUUUCUGUUUUGAUAAGACGAAUUUGCUUCAGCUGAAGCACAAGUUGGAUACUCGCAAGCAUUACUGGAUCCCAUUGGACGAAACGUGUCUUCGAUGGUCACGUAUACCGCAAUUACAAAUUGUUGAAUUGGCUUUUCUUUGCAUGUCUGCACAGGAUGUGAACGGUUUUCAGGAGAUCUACAAUUCCAAAUUUGAAGUCAAAGCAGCUGAUGAUAAUGGUGACUUCGGCAGUUGCAAUACCUAUGCUCUUGAUGUCUCUCCUACUGAAAGUAUGUUUCUAUUUCUUUCCAACUAA
Messenger RNA from Dicrocoelium dendriticum, 301 nucleotides. NCBI's taxonomy places the organism in Eukaryota, Metazoa, Platyhelminthes, Trematoda, Plagiorchiida, Dicrocoeliidae. The record is from the annotation of a GenBank genome assembly.